AUGGGCACCGACGCCCCACACACCGGCCAGCUUGACCAGCAAGGCUGGGGUGAAACAUUCUUCGUGGGCGCGGAGGUCCUCCGCCGUUCCCUCAGCAGCUCUGCAUCUGCGCUUGAGAUGCCUGACGACCAACCUCCCCCCAGCAGGGGCUCCCGCGAUGCGUUCUAUAUCCUCCUACCGCUGCUCAUUGUGCUAUCCACGUUUCUCUUUCUUCUCCUCGUCUUCCUGGUAUGCGUCAUUCUCCUCCGUAGGCGCCGCGGCAUCAUGUUGCGAGACAGUGACGGUCCGAUAGACAUGAGCCGUGAGGACCUCGUCGAGGGGGAGGGUGGGUUUGAAGGCGUCGAGUCUCGCUGGCUUGAGACUGUUUCUGAAGUGGAACGCAGGUCCUACUCGCGCGCAAAGGAGUACCAGUUGCAGUAUCCUCCUAAUUCCAUGCCAACUGAUAUCACUCUGUCUCAAUUCCUCUCCAUCCAGGAGAAAGGUGUCUCUGCAUGGUCAUUUGAGCCAGAUUUCGAGGCUAUGAACUCUGUCCUAGUGCAUGCGCGUACAGAGAUUACAUUCCUUCCCGAUCCGUCAUCAGCGACUUCAGUACAGUCCAAUUUGCCUUUACCAAAGCUUAACGAAGUGUACUAUUGGGAGGUGAAGAUGUUCGAUCUGCCCGAGCUAACUAAUGUCGCCGUCGGUCUCGCUACCAAACCCUAUCCCUCAUUCCGACUACCUGGUCUUUGCCGAUACUCAGUGGCAUACCAUUCGAACGGUGACAAGUCACACAAUUUCCCAUUUACUGCGACAUCUUGCGGUUCACAGCUCAAGGAGGGUGAUGUCCUUGGGGUCGGUUAUCGACCUCGCACUGGGACAGUAUUCUUCACGAAGAAUGGGCGAAAAAUGGAGGAUGCUUUUAUCGGCUUGAACAGUUGGAACUUAUUCCCCACUGUUGGCGCCGAUGGUCCUUGUAGCGUUCACGUCAAUCUGGGCCAGUCAGGCUUCGUAUUCAUCGAGGCUAACGUGAAGAGGUGGGGUCUCGCCCCGAGCGUCGGAACUCUUGCACCCCCACCUCCCUAUGGUAGUGAGCGCGGUAGCCUUCUCCUUGCCGCGGGAGGAGACAUCAUCCCGAUACAGAGUGGUCUUACCUCUCCUCAAAGCCCUCCGCCAGGAUCAUCUCGUUCGAGACGUUCUCAUCGGUCACGGAGACCGAGAAGCACGCUAUCUACUGUCACUCCAUUGGCUACCACGCCUCAGCAAAGCAGUCCAUUGAUGUCGCAUUCUCCUCCUGAGACGCCUCCUCCACCGAUCACGCCCAUUGAAGAGGAAGGGGAGAGCAGCUGUCAGACAACAGCAUCGAGGAGGUACAUAUCACCCACUGAUAUGCCCUUUCAUACACCUCCUAAUGCUAACAUCCCUUCUUCGCCGACACAAAGCGCCGAGACUGCUGGGAUUUCUGCAGCUGACGGCGAAGGCGAGUGGUCCUCCGAUUCAGGCUCCUCGCGGACUUCUCGGUCGACUUCCCGCGAUGCCACGCGCGUAGGUGCGAACCAGUUCAACCUGCCUCGCCCCCAGCCUUUCACGAUGACUCAUCCGCGUACGGGUUCGCGCUCUUCGCACUUAGGUUCGGAACUUGCUAUUCAUGUUCAUCCGCCCCCAGAUUCCCCACUGAGUCCUGAGCCCCCCACUCCCGAUUUGCGCGACAUUCGCCUUCAGGCGUUAGCCUCCCCGAGCUCUUCUGCCGUUGCCGGAAGCACUCAGGAGGGGAGCUAUGGGCAAAUGCCAGUGGGUUCAGUAGGCGGGCUCUCGGUUGCGGAUCAUGAACCACCUGCGUACUCGCCGCUUGAUGCCUAUGCGUAUUCGGAAGGGGUACAAAUCGACUUGCCGGCAGAGAUGAUUGCAGCCGCAUUAGAGAGAGGGACGAUUCCAGCGAACAUGAUUGGUAGCAUGGCGCCGUCGCGUUCUGAUCGACAUCGGAAUCGGAGAGAACGGCGACGAGUAGACGGUUGA
This is a messenger RNA of Fibroporia radiculosa, 1992 nucleotides long. RefSeq lists its product as uncharacterized. The record is from RefSeq and is a predicted model, not a curated record. The transcript has 2 exons. Gene Ontology annotation, molecular function: protein binding. The coding region runs from base 1 to 1992 and encodes 663 amino acids. NCBI's taxonomy places the organism in Eukaryota, Fungi, Basidiomycota, Agaricomycetes, Polyporales, Fibroporiaceae.